UAUGUAGAUAGAAGGCUUUUGGCCGGACGGGAUACAGUAGCGCUACAGAAGAAAAAAAAAAAAUUGUACAAUGAAUACCCAGAAAUUGUUGCUGUUUUUGGGGGACAAUGGCCAUAAAGUUUCUAAAAGUUAAGCUGCAGCUAAUCAAAACAACUGUAAAAUCGCAUUACAGCCACUGCAGACAGUGGGUUCUAAAUUUUACUGAAAGAGCACAGCCGUUGCAACAACUGGCUGAGAAGGCUCUGUAACCUCAAAACUACUCUUUUAUCUGCGCCCGCGCUAGGUUUGCCUGAUCAUUCUCGUCCAUUCACUUUGUUCGUGGACGAAAAGCAGGGAUUUAUGAAUUCAGUACUGACGCAACAACAUGGAGAUAAACAAAGACCGGUGACUUAUUUUUUCUAAAACAAAACUGGAUCCAGUGGCCGCAGCAUUUCCUCCGUGUCUUCGUGCUGUGGCUGCAACAACAGAAGCUGUAUUAGCAAGCACGGAUGUAGUUCUCAUGAAAUUUCUUCUGUCCUUUUCUUUUUUCUUGUGAGUUAAUAUUCUCUGUGACUGUAGCCUUUUUUUCUGGGAAUGCGGUUUUGCUGUGGUAUCGUACCGUGUGGUUUCUCGAUAGUUGGAUUUGUCCUUGUUGUCGUAAUUGGAUCGCCACGGAAGUUUUUCUUCCUUGAUUGUCGCUGACUCAGUUCGCCAACGAAGUCUCCUUGAUCUGGAAACCGGCGCCGUUUAGCUGAGCAGGAUUGUGUUAACACCAGCUAACAUCAUGAGAGGCUGUUUUAUGUUUGUUUGUCCUGAAGAGUUGAACUUGCUUUUCUUCAGAGUCCAUUCGUUUCUGUUUCCUUUGCUGCAUUGUUUCCAAAUAUAGUGUAAAUAUAGAAUAAUACUGGGGUGAAGUGUGUUGAAAAUGCUUUGGGUGAUUUUGUAUGUUAUAGAGUGUAUUAAAAGGGAUCCCUAUGAGUAUCAGAAUGUACUCUGUACUUUGUCAAAUGCUACAAUUGAAAAAUGGAGCGCCCUCAACCAGUUACGCAGUGGUCCAAGGGGACCGCCUGCUGGAAGCAAAUCAAAUUUCAUAAAGCUAAGUGCACAAAACAGCUGAACUCGUAGCACUCACUUAAGCAUGUCAGCUGUCCGAAGGGAAGAUCGUAACAAUUUAUACAGAUUCCAGUCUUGCAGGUUUGCGAACCUCGUUGAAGGAAAUCCACCAGCAGGUUGAUCAAGCCUGGAGGACCAGCCCCCUUUCCAAGGAUUUACCAAUUCGUUUGGGCACCUGGAUCCUGGUUCGAGAUACUCGGAGGAAACACUGGCAUCAGCCUAGGUGGAGAGGACCAUUCCAAAUUCUUCUAUCCACACCACACGCCGUGAAAGUUGAGGGACUGCCUGCCUGGAUUCACGCCUCACAUUGCAAGAGAUGGCACCCUUGAUUGCUGUGCUACUAUGUUUUUCUUUUCCCUUGUCUACUGCCCUGGUCACCUUGACUUUCCCGUUGGGAAUCACCACAUCAGUGCAGUUUGAUUUCUGCUCUAUUAUCAACUGUGGGACUGGUCGACAAGCCCAGUGGACCGGAUCUGACAAAUACGUGUGUAUGAGGGGAAGUGACUGCGACAACUGGCAAUGGGUUUUUGCUAACACUGGAACUGAGGACUGGGGUUAUCAACCUUUUGAGGCCCAAAAAUACGGUUUGAAAAAUCGGUUUUCUAUCAUAAAAGGACAUGCCUCUCAUUGUAUGUGCUGACAACCAUUGUAACUCAGGUAUUUAUGUAUUAGGGGUAUAUGUAUCUGGAACAGACCCUUUAGGGAGAUUUCUAAUUAAGAUUGACAAUCCUGUUACUAACACCCCUCAUUCUCUGGCACACACACCCAUCUCCCCAACUUUUGGUUCAGAUUUUUCUCCUGUUAGGAUUAUGAAUAUUUCUACCCUUUCAUCCACUUUUUCAUUUGUCACCUUUCCCCCUAAUUGGUCUGGUACCUGUGCUCCAAUCCAAUUAGUUAUGCCUUUUAGACUUCUAUGCCUUUUAGACUUCUAUCCUUACCUCCCUCUCACUCCCCAUAUUAUUCCACACCUCCUUUUUUAUUUCCGACAUACCCGCUCCCUUUUCCAUACGCCUACUGAUAUCUCCUUACAUGGCCCUGGAGUAUACAUAGAUGCUAUUGGAGUCCCUAGGGGUGUCCCAGACAGAUUUAAAGCUAGGAAUCAAGUCGCAGCCGGUUUUGAAUCUAUCAUACCCCAAAUUACUAUUAAUAAGAAUGUAGACUGGAUUAAUUAUAACCAACAACGUUUCCUUAACUUCACCAAAGACGCUAUUGAAGGUAUACAUGAACAGCUUGAUCGUACUUCUCUGAUGACUUGGCAAAAUCGUCUAGCCUUGGACAUGUUACUUGCCGAAAAGGGAGGUGUUUGUGCUAUGUUUGGUGAUGCUUGUUGUACAUAUAUUCCAAAUAAUACCGCGCCAGAUGGAUCAAUAACUCGUGCAUUGGCAGGCCUCACUGCUCUCUCUAAAGAACUUUCCACUAAUUCUGGCAUUACAAAUCCCUGGGAUCAGUGGUUUGCAUCCUCCUUUGGGUCCUGGGGACAAUGGAUAAGAUCUGUUUUCAUUUCUUUGGUUGUGACAUUUUGUCUCCUCCUCCUGGUUGGUUGUUGUAUUAUCCCUUUGUUUCGCUAUAUAAUAUCUAAGUACUUUACCGCCUCUAUGGAAAGGGCAUAUGUGCUACAUGAUGAGCGCAUGUCUCGUAUAGCUUCUUCCAUUUUCUCUCCCCUUUCCCUUUCAUCAACCAUUUCAAAAUAGAAUUUAUAGGCCCACAUCAUUUUUGUUCAAAAAGGGAGGAGUGUGGAAACAAAAAAAGAUGUAAUUGAACAAAAUGUAUGUGUGUAUAGAAAAUAGGACAGAGUGAUGAAACUUGUUUGUGUUUGGCGUGCGUGACAAAAAGCAUGUAUACUUUCUGGAAGUUUCUUUUGAUGAUGUGUGUGACAAGAAAAUAUACCUUUAGGGUAAUGACUUUACAAAAACUGGAAAAGUACAAUGAGUCAGGAUGCUAUUUUUUGCUUACAUGGUCAACGAUCAGGAGAUUAGAAAGGUAUAAAAG
Molecule: messenger RNA, 3081 nt
Organism: Erpetoichthys calabaricus (reedfish)
Lineage: Eukaryota; Metazoa; Chordata; Cladistia; Polypteriformes; Polypteridae
Product: syncytin-2-like
Exons: 2
Coding region: 1710-2783 (357 amino acids)
Source: RefSeq, a predicted model, not a curated record